Messenger RNA from Lampris incognitus (smalleye Pacific opah), 1923 nucleotides. RefSeq lists its product as uncharacterized. The coding region runs from base 1 to 1923 and encodes 640 amino acids. The transcript has 14 exons. NCBI's taxonomy places the organism in Eukaryota, Metazoa, Chordata, Actinopteri, Lampriformes, Lampridae. Gene Ontology annotation, biological process: negative regulation of axon extension involved in axon guidance; semaphorin-plexin signaling pathway; axon guidance. The record is from RefSeq and is a predicted model, not a curated record. Gene Ontology annotation, molecular function: semaphorin receptor binding; chemorepellent activity.
AUGAAUUAUUUGGUGUUGUUUGCGUCGCUUUUCGCCGUGGGUUUCUCCGGGAAGUCACCUCGGCUGAAAUUUGUUGUGCACGAGCCCCCCAGGUUCCACUUCAUGAAACCAGAGAACUACAUCAGCAUGUACCACCAGGAAGGCUCCAACGUGCUGUACGUGGGGGGGCAAGCUGUGAUCUACGUGCUGACAUUCACAGACCGAGGAGUUCGCGACCUGCAGAUCCCCGUGGUGAGCGAUGAGAUUACAAAGACGAUGUGCAUGACCAAGUCUGCGCCGCCCAAGAUGGAGUGUGAUAAUUUCAUCACAGUCAUUCAGAAAGUAAAUGACACAUUUGUAGUGUGUGGGACAAAUGCUGGAAGCCCUAAAUGCUGGCUGCUGGUAAACGACACAGUUCUGACUGACGUCCAGGGCAGUGCGCAGAUGGCAGCCCCCGCCGACAUCUCCCCACCUUACCCCUCUCAGAGGUCCAUCAGCCUGUCUGCAGAUGGGAGUCUGUACUCUGCCCUGUCAUCAGUCGGCGGCCAUGCCGGCUCCAUCCGACGGACGUUUGGCUCCCAGAAGCUGCUGAAGACGGAGAACGUUUGGCUGCUGAAUCCACAGUUUGCCGGCGCUGCCGUGAUUCCCGCCUCCCAGAAGUUCAAAGAGGAGAUCUACUUCUUCUUCAGCGAGCUCAACAAGACGGCCCGGGUGGAUGAGGAGCCAUACAGGGCCCGCAUCGGCCGAAUCUGCACGGUGGAUGAAGGAGGGAUCAAGGCCUUGUUGGCAGACUCGUGGACCACCUUCAUGAAGGCCAGGGUGAUGUGCGGUGCAGGCAGCACCCAGCAGCAGUACAACAACAUCAAGCAGGCGGUGGUGCUGACGGCUCAGCACAAGAGGGCCGGCGUCAUGUACGGCCUGUUCGCCAACGCAUGGGGGCGAACUGUCAUCUGUGCCUACUCCAUAGAAGACAUUGACCAGGCCUUCUCCACGUCCAAGCUGAAAGGCUACAGCAGUCCGUUCAUUGGCAGCCGCCCAGGGAUGUGCGUCCGCAAGAACUCCACAGCCGGAGGUCACAAUGACAUCAAGAACCUUGGGGUGAUCCGGUAUCACCCGGAAAUCGAGGACGUGAUCCGCCCGGUGGGCGUGGCGCCGCUCGACCUGCCGACGGAUGACCACAUCACACACACCGUGGCGGACAUCGUUCUGGCUGUCAACGACGAGCACUACAGCGUGCUGUACCUGGGGACAGAACAAGGCAAAGUCCUCAAAGUUCUCCACACCAGUGAGGAAGCCUUCAUCAUUGGCCAGUAUUCACUUUUCCACAAUGAGGGUCCUGUUCUAAACAUGGCCAUCGACUCCCAAAAGGGCCACCUAUAUGUUGGCACGGCGAUGGAGGUACAGCGACUGCCAUUGGCCGACUGCGGUCGCUACGGGGACACAUGCAGAGAGUGCAUUCUUUCCCGGGAUCCAUACUGCGGCUGGGACAGAGCCAGGAGAAGAUGCAUCGCCAUCCCCCCUGGAUACAAUAUCAGCUCUGGGGCACUCACUCAGCAUCUGGACCAGUCGAAUGCAUCGGUUUGUGGGGAAGGUGCCGCUCUGAAACAGCGCAAAACCUCUCCCAGAGAAGUUGUUGUGCAGUCAAACACCUCCAUCUUCCUCCCCUGCCCCGUUCGCUCCUUUCACGCCACCUACCGCUGGGAGAAAGACAACUGCAUUAAGAACUACCCUUGCCUCUUCUCCGGAGACUCCUGCGUCCUGGGGCCCGCUGUCGACCUGCCCCUCAAGGAAGGCGUCUUCCGUUGCAUGGCCACCGAGGACGGGUUCAAGGUGGAGGUCAUCGCCUUUAGGUUGGUCUACAAUGGGGGGGCCCUUGCGGCCUCGUUGGCCUCCACCCUGGGAUCGUCCUGUCUUCUCGCCGCAGUCACACUAUGGCUACUGUAA